Molecule: messenger RNA, 6496 nt
Organism: Conger conger (European conger)
Lineage: Eukaryota; Metazoa; Chordata; Actinopteri; Anguilliformes; Congridae
Product: immunoglobulin-like and fibronectin type III domain-containing protein 1
Exons: 36
Coding region: 181-5724 (1847 amino acids)
Molecular function (GO): protein binding
Source: RefSeq, a predicted model, not a curated record
CUGAGCACGAGGGAGCCUUACAGCAGGGUCACACGCGUUCCUCCAAGGAUUUAUUACCUGCAAACGUCAAAGGCAGUGGUCAGUUAUCACCAAGCGUUGACACAGAGGAGCUGAGCAAAGUGCAGCGGCGAUUGUGAGUAGAGAAGUUUCUGAAGACAAAGAACCCACAGGGAGAUCAGGAUGUGGAAGUCCAAAAUCGCAGACCAGACUGCGGCAGGGCAGGUGGUAGUCAAAAAGCAAUCCAAAGUUCCUGGGGUGAUGAUCACUCAGUUUGUGGAAGAACUCCCUGAUGGCAAAUCCACUCCAGACUUCCAGCGCAAACCGAUUGCUUUGACUAUUCAAGAGGGUAAAGCAGCCAUGUUCAGAGCCAUGGUGAGCGGAGAGCCCAAACCAGAGGUCACCUGGAAAAGAGCCAAAGGAGAAAUGAUCGAUGAACAUAAAUUCUGUUCAAGAUAUGAUGAAAAUGCUGGAGAAUACAUUUUAGAGAUCGCUUGUGUGUCCGGAGAUGAAGGCGAUAUCUACAAAUGUUUUGCUGUUAAUGAGUUUGGAAGGGCUAUCUGCACUGCUGCCCUGAAUGUUAUAGAAGUUGGAUUCAAGAGGGACAAGGAAAUAGAAGGACCAGGUCUCACAGCUGACCCGGCAGAGUUCAGAAAAAUGCUCAGAAAAAGUUCCGGACGGGAGCCAGUGGAAAAAGAAAAGAAAGAAGGAGAGAUAGAUGACAAGUUCUGGGACCUCUUGCUGAGCUCAGAAAAGAAGGACUAUGAGCGCUUGUGUGCUGAGUAUGGAGUGACAGAUUUCCGCUGGAUGUUGAAGAAGCUGAACCUGCUGAAGAAGGAGAGGGAGGAGGAGCAAUCCUUGUACCUUAAUGCCAUCAGUAACCUGAGACACAUUGAAAUUAAAGGAGAUGGUUCUGCUUCAUUUGAAAUUGUCCUGGAUCUCAAAGACCCAAACAGUAGGAUUUUCCUCUAUAAGGAUGGUGUAAUGGUACAAUACAGCAGAGACAUGGAGAUGAAGCACCAGCUAAAAACAGUUGGGAAGAAAUUGGUUUUCACAGUCAAAGACCUGCUUCCUGAAGAUGCCGGGCUUUACCAGUUGGAUGUUGAGGAGGUCAAUGUCCUAACCACUGAAUUCAGAAUUCCCCAUGUUGACUUCAUCGUCAAAAUUCAGGAGGUCAAAGCCAAGGAGAGAGAGGACGCCAUCUUUGAGUGUGUCUUGUCACACCCGUUUUCCAAGAUACUGUGGAUGGGCAAGAAUAGUCAACUGGAGAAUGGGGAUAAGUUUGAAAUAACAGUAUCUGCAGACAAGCUCAUCCAUAGGCUUCGAGUUAAAGACUGCAAGCAAGUGGACAAGGGCAUCUAUUCCGCUAUGGCAGGAAUCAAAACCUGCAGUGCCUGGCUUACCGUAGAUGCUGACUCAGAGCCAGGGAAAAAGAAGGUCCGGAAGACCACCCAGGCAGGCGGGGCUGGCAUGGACCUGAAGAAGGUGGCCCAGGAGCAGCAGGCCAAGCUGCAAAAGGAGAAGGAGGAUAAGCAAGAAGCAAUGAAGAAGGAGAAGGAGGAAGCCAAGGAGGGCCCGGACGCUGGCACUGUCGAGAAUGGGCUGGAUGGCCAUUCUGGGUUGGAUUCAGGUCUGGGGAAAGACGGGUCAGGCCUGGAAAACAGGUUGGGGUUGGAUGACGGCCUGCAGAGGAAGAAAGGGUCAGGGAUAGGAGACACUGGAUUGUCCGGAGCGGUGCUGGCCGCAGAUAAAUUAGUAUCCACAGAUGAUGGCUUGGGAGGUGACAAGUCCAGAGGCAUCAAAGUAUCCACAGAUGAUGGCUUGGGAGGUGACAAGUCCAAAGGCAUCAUAGAACCAAAUGCAUUAAAUGGACGAACAGGGGAUGGAGGGCAUGCCGACCAUAAGGGGGGCGGACGCCUGUUCCCGGACAGGGUCCUGGAUCCUGGGGUUCAGUUUGUCAAAGGGCUGUCUGACCUGAAUGCCAAGGCGGGCCAACCAGCUGAGCUUGUCUGCAAGUUGAGCAAGGACAACUGCAAUGGAGAAUGGUUCAAAGAUGGGAAAAAGUUAUUACCCAGAGAUGGACUGAGCCUUUCCAAAGAUGGGGCCUCCCACAAAUUGAAGAUUGACAGUUGCCGGGCAGAUGAUACAGGAAAGUACUGCUUUGAUGCAGAAGGAUGCAAAACCGAAGCAAUGAUCACUGUGAAGAAUCAAGAUCCUGGGGCUCACUGCAUCAGUGGGCUGUCUAACAAGAAGGCAAAGGGCCAACCUGCUGAUCCCGGAGUUCAGUUCAUCAGUGAGCUGUCAGACAUGAAUGCCAAGGUGGGCCAACCAGCUGAGAUGGUCUGCAAGUUGAGUGAUGAAAACUGCAAUGGAGCAUGGUUCAAAGAUGGGGAUAAGUUACUACCAAGAGAUGGCCUGAGCCUUUCUAAAGAUGGGGCCUCUCACAAACUGAAGAUCGACAGUUGCCAGGCGGAUGAUACAGGAAAAUACUGUUUUGAAGCAGGAGGACGCAAAACUGAAGCAAUGAUAACUGUGGAAGAUCCUGGGGUUCAGUUCCUCAAAGGCCUGUCUGACAUGAAUGCCAAGGCGGGCCAACCAGCUGAGCUGGUCUGCAAGUUAAACAAUGAAAAGUGCAAUGGAACAUGGUUCAAAGAUGGGAAUAUGUUAUCGCCUAGAGAUGGACUGAGCCUUUCUAAAGAUGGGGCCUCUCACAAACUGAAGAUCGACAGUUGCCAGGCGGAUGAUACAGGAAAAUACUGCUUUGAAGCAGAAGGACGCAAAACUGAAGCAAUGAUCACUGUGGAAGAUCCUGGGGUUCAGUUCAUCAGCGGGCUGUCUGACACAAGUACUAAGGUGGGCCAACCGGCUGAGCUGGUCUGCAAGUUGAGCAAGGAAAACUGUAAUGGGGCAUGGUUCAAAGAUGGGAAAAGGUUAUUACCCAGAGAUGGACUGACCCUUUCUAAAGAUGGGGCCAGCCAAAAACUGAAGAUCGACAGUUGCCAGGCGGAUGAUACAGGAAAAUACAGAUUUGAAGCAGAACGACGCAAAACAGAAGCAAUGAUCAUCGUGGAAGAUCCUGGAGUUCAGUUCAUCAGAGGGCUGUCUGACACGAAUGCUAAGGAGGGCCAACCGGCUGAGCUGGUCUGCAAGUUAAGCAAUGAAAACUGCGAUGGUGCAUGGUUCAAAGAUGGGAAUAAGUUAUUACCCAGAGAUGGACUGACCCUUUCUAAAGAUGGGGCCUGCCACAAACUGAAGAUCGACAGUUGCCAGGAGGACGAUACAGGAAAAUACCGCUUUGAAGCCGAAGGACGCAAAACUGAAGCAAUGAUCAUUGUGGAAGGUCCUGAGGUUCAGUUCAUCAGCGGGCUGUCUGACAUGAAUGUCAAGGUUGGCCAACCAGCUGAGCUGGUCUGCAAGUUGAGCAAGGAAAACUGCAAUGGAGAAUGGUUCAAAGAUGGGAAAAAGUUAUUACCCAGAGAUGGACUGACACCUUCUAAAGAUGGGGCCUGCCACAAACUGAAGAUCGAUAACUGCUGUGCGGACGAUACAGGAAAAUACCGCUUUGACGCAGAAGGACGCAAAACCGAAGCAAUGAUCUUUGUGGAAGACCCACCAAGGUUUAACGAAGAUGCCUUGGCCGAAUUCUCCAAGCCCGUCAUUGUGAAGGCGGGGCAGAAUGCCUCCUUCAAGAUGCUGCUUGUGGGUGGUGAGCCAACGAAGGUGCAGUGGUUCAAAGAAGAGCAGGAUCUGCUGGACAACCCCAACGCCAAGAUGGAGAUCACGUCCUCCCACAGCCGCCUGCUCCUCAGGACCUGCCAGCGCAAAGACACCGGAGAAAUCAAGCUCAAGGUGAAGAACGACUACGGCAACACUGAGGCUGUCUCUAAGCUCAUUGUCCUUGACAAGCCCAGCCCUCCCCUGGGCCCGGUGGAGGUGGUGGAAAACUCAGCCUCCUGCAUUCAUAUAAAAUGGAGACCACCAAAGGACAACGGCGGCUCCCAGCUGCAGGGAUACGCCCUGGAGCGGCAGCAGGUGGGCCGCAACACCUGGACGAAGCUGGGCCAGGUCCCAUCCGCUGAAGCGGCCUACAAGGACUCCAGCGUGGAACACGGCAGGAAGUACUGCUACCGUGUCAGGGCUGUGAACGAGGAGGGCGUGAGCGAGCCACUGGAGACAGAGGACAUCAUGGCUGGUGUUAAGGCAUACCCUGGUCCACCUGCCCCUCCAAAAGUGGUCAGUGCCUUCAAUGACUGUAUUAAUCUAACCUGGACUGCUCCAACCAACACUGGAGGGUCUCAUAUCCUGGGCUACAAUCUGGAGAAACGCAAAAGGGGCAGUAACAUGUGGAGUCCUGUGAACCCGCAAGAUGAGCCUAUCCAAGGGAAGAAAUAUGCAGUGAAAGACGUCAUAGUGGGAAUGGUGUAUGAAUUCCGUGUGUCAGCGAUAAAUGUCUCUGGGGUGGGCGAGCCAAGCAUACCAUCUGAUUUUGUGACUGCCAGAGAUCCAAAGGAGCCGCCUGGCAAGGUCAUGGACCUGAAGGUGACUGAAUCCACCUACACCUCUUUGUCUCUGGCCUGGACUAAACCAACUGAGGAGGCAGGGGUGCAGGAUGAGGCCAAAGGGUACUUUGUGGAAAUUAGGCCAGCUGAGAGCCAGGACUGGAAUCGCUGCAACAUGAAUCCUGUAAUCAUGACCGCCUUCACUGUGAAGAGCCUCAAGUCCAUGGCUAUGUACUGGGUGAGGGUGAUCGCCACAAACGAGGGCGGAGAAGGGGUACCCCAAGAUCUGGACAACUACAUCACUGCCAUGCCCCCUCCCGUGAGACCAAAAUUCACAGAUGCCAAAAUGAAGAGUUUCAUGGUGGUAAGAGCAGGAAAUGCAGUGCGGAUCAAUGUCAACUUUGAGGCCUCCCCUUGGCCAGAUGUAGUUUGGCUGAAGGACAGUGUACCCAUCCAAAAACGGGUCACCAUUAGCAACACUGAGGGAAUGUCCCAGCUUCUGAUUCCCUCUUCAGAGCGCAGUGACACAGGGGUCUAUACCAUCAUCAUCAAAAACCUGGUUGGACAGGAAACCUUCAGUGUUGAGAUAAGAGUCACAGAUGACCCCAAGCCGCCGGGUCCAGUGGAGCUGGAGGAGAACGUUCCCGGGACGGUGACGGUGAAUUGGGAACCAUCCCCGGAUGAGAAGCGUGACGACCGGCUGCACUACAUGGUCUCCCAACGGGACUCCACCAAGCAAACCUGGAACACUGUGGCCGACCGGGCCUUCAACAACAAGUACACCGCCUGCAACAUCCUGCCCGGGCACGAGUACCACUUCCGCAUCUACGCCAAGAACGACAUGGGCAUGUCAGAGCCCUCCGAGUCUCCCACCUGGGGAACCACCCGGAAAAGAGAAAAAUUUGAGGUGAACACACCCGUGUUUAAACCCUGCAACUUGCAGAGCGUGCCCAAAUUCCUGGUGCCGCUGAAGAUGCACCUGGCUCCCAAGGGCUACGAGUGCUACAUGAGCUGUGCGGUGACCGGGAACCCACAGCCACACAUCACCUGGUACCACAACAACAUCAGCCUCAACACCAACACCAACUACUACAUCUCCAACACAUGUGGUGUGUGCUCCAUGCUCAUCCUCAGGGUGGGGCCCAAGGACCACGGCGAGUACACGGUCAUGGCUGAGAACUCGCUGGGGAGGUCAGAGUGCUCCACCAAACUCACCGUCCGAGAAUAAGAAGCACCAAGAAUACGAUAAGAUAUACUUUACUGAAUUUAUGCUCUAGAUUUAGCCCAUCCUAGUUACUUAGGAACAGUGAGCACAGUGCUGUAUCCUGGGGAUCAGCUCCAGUUCUGAGACCAGUGCAAUGGUCAAGGGCAACCGCAGGAGCACACCUAACCUGACGUGCAUGUCUUUGAGGGCUUGAGGAUGAUAUCAAGCCCUUAACUGAAGUUUUCCCAGGAUUCACCGUAUGCUUCACAUUGUGCUACCUUAUUGUGUAUAUUUUUGUUGUUACAAUGACAUUUUUUGUAGUUACAUGUUUCUAAAUCUCAGUAUACACUGCAAUGCCAUGGUCCGAUAAGCACAAAAAAAUGUAUUUGUUGGAUUUAAUUUAUUAGGUCUAGAUUAGCCCCAUUUUCCAGCUCUAUGUCAGAUGUGUAUGUAAUUAAAUGGCUGAAUGAAGCAAGCCAAUCACUGGUAACCUAGUAACUCAACAGCCCCCAUGAUGUUCAGAGAAAAAAACCUUGGGCUUAGACCGUGUUCCAGUGUUUUAAUCAACAAAGAAAGACGUUCCCUAGUGCACAUAUGCACCUCCAAGGCAAUUUAUUGAAAAUUAACCCUCCUAUUAUAUUUGGGGUCAAUUUGAGCCCAUUCAGUGUUUGACAUCUCUUAAAAGCCAGUUAACCCUUUUUUAUAUUGAUAGUAUAUGAUUUUUUUUAUUUUUUAUUUUUAUUUGCUGGGAUUAGAUAGUAAACAUGCAAUAAACAUAAUGCUAUGUGACAUCCUG